This is a messenger RNA of Cicer arietinum (chickpea), 3161 nucleotides long. NCBI's taxonomy places the organism in Eukaryota, Viridiplantae, Streptophyta, Magnoliopsida, Fabales, Fabaceae. The record is from RefSeq and is a predicted model, not a curated record.
UAGAAGUAAUUAUAGAUAAUUAUGUAAAAUUUGACCUAUAUGAACAAAAAAAAAAACUAAGUUAAACUUGUUCGGUUCGGUUCACAGUAAUAAAUCAGUUCACCAGUUUAUACAACAGUUUGAUUCAGUUUUUUGAACUGAAAUUUGGUUCGUUUUAGUUUUUCUAAACAGAAAACUAGUUCAGUUAAGUUUUCAAACGGUUCUAAUACAAAACUGAUCUUUGUCCACCCCUAUCUUUUUGACAAUAUAUGGAUAGAUAAUUUUUUUGAAUUUAACAUUUGUGUACAAAUUAGAACCAACCUCCUUUUUAUCUGUUUUGUUAGCAUUCAUGAUUUAUCUCUUAGGUACUUCCCUUUCAUAAUUACAAAUUAGCAACAUUAGAAUAAAUUAAUUAAUAGAAGUGGGUAUUAUUUGUUGUAGGAAAAUAUAAUGGUACUGGUAACCUUGGUUAUGAGUUACGAACAUGGUUAAGUGUUAUUCAUGUCAAUACCAACAUAUGCCUGGAUUAACUUAAAGGAACCAGGGUUAACAUAAAUGAUAAAAUAUCCACAAAAAUUGACGAGGUGGAUUCAUUGGUUUAUGAUCUCUGAAUCAAAGUGGAGGUGCACCCAAUAACUGACAACUUUGCCAACAAUGGCCAGUUUCCUUUUUGGGUAGACCGAAGCGACAAAAAGCUAUUGCAGACAAAUGCAACCCAUAUUUUUGAUGUUGUACUUGUAGUUGAUGGGACUGAAGAUUUUACUAAAGUGAUAGAUGUGGUGCAUGUAGCCCCAAACUCUAGUAAGAAGUGAUAUGUCAUAUUUGUAAAGAGGUGAGUUUAUAUGGAUAAUGUUGAGGUUGACAAUGAGAACCUAUGGAUACAACUAUUAUAACUUGAGUCAUGGAAAAAAUAAGUUGGGCACAUUCUACACAACAACAUUUGACUGUAGAGGAAGUGUUGCAGGAUGUUACAUGUAUUCUGCAGUUUGAGCUCACCAAAGUUAAUGGUGUUGACGACUUUUGUUUCUCCAACUCCAUUUCAACGUGUUUGAAAUUGCUAGACUUGUCCGUCAAAGAACUCGCUUGGUGUAGAUUUGCUGUUGAGAGUUCGAAAGGAAAAUAUAAUGGUACUGGUAACCUUGGUCAUGAUUUACGGACAAGGUUAAGUGCUAUUCAUGCGACACAUGCAUGGAUGAACUUAAAGAAACCAAUGUUAACAUGAAUGAUAAAAUAUCCACAAAAAUUGACAAGGUCGAUUCCCUGGUUUAUGAUCUUCUCAUCAAAGUGGAGGUGCAACCAAUCUCUUACCACUCUGCCAACAAGAGCCGAUUUCUUUCUUGGGUAGCCCGAAGCGACAAAAAGCUAUUACAGACAGAUGCACCUCAUAUUUUUGAUGUUGUAGUUGCAGCUGAUGGUACUGGAGAUUUUACUAUAGUGAUGGAGGCGGUGCAUGCAGCCCCAAGCUCUAGUGAGAAGCGCUAUGUCAUAUUCAUAAACAGGGGAGUUUAUAUGGAGAAUGUUGAGGUUGAGUUUGACAAGAAGAACCUCAUGAUGAUUGGAGAGGGUAUGGACGCAACCAUUAUCUCCAGUAACUUAAGUCAUAAAAAAAUUAAUCUGUCGACAUACUUCACAACAACAUUUGACUGUAGAGGAAGUGUUGCAGGAUGUUACAUGUAUUCUGCAGUUUGAGCUCACCAAAGUUAAUGGUGUUGACGACUUUUGUUUCUCCAACUCCAUUUCAACGUGUUUGAAAUUGCUAGACUUGUCCGUCAAAGAACUCGCUUGGUGUAGAUUUGCUGUUGAGAGUUCGAAAGGAAAAUAUAAUGGUACUGGUAACCAUGGUCACGAUUUACGGACAUGGUUAAGUGCUAUUCAUGCGACACAUGCAUGGAUGAACUUAAAGAAACCAAUGUUAACAUGAAUGAUAAAAUAUCCACAAAAAUUGACAAGGUCGAUUCCCUGGUUUAUGAUCUCCUCAUCAAAGUGGAGGUGCAACCAAUCUCUUACCACUCUGCCAACAAGGGCCGAUUUCCUUCUUGGGUAGUAUGAAGCGACAAAAAGCUAUUACAGACAAAUGCACCCCAUAUUUUUGAUGUUGUAGUUGCAGCUGAUGGUAUUGGAGAUUUUACUACAGUGAUGGAGGUGGUGCAUGCAGCCCCAAGCUCUAGUGAGAAACGCUAUGUCAUAUUCAUAAAGAGGGGAGUUUAUAUGGAGAAUGUUGAGGUUGAGUUUGACAAGAAGAACCUCAUGAUGAUCGGAGAAGGUAUGGACGCAACCAUUAUCUCCAGUAACUUAAGUCAUAAAAAAAUUAAUUUGUCCACAUACUUCACAACAACAUUUGGUGUCAUGGGUGGAGGUUUCAUUGCACGGGAUAUGUCCUUUAGAAAUACGGCUGGACCUAUGGGUGAACAAGCGGUGGCAUUAAAAUCUCUUUCUGACUUCUCAGUAUUUUAUCGAUGUGGAAUUUUUGGCUAUCAAGAUAGCUUAUAUGCGCAUAGCAACCGCCAAUUCUAUAGAGACUGCAAAAUCAGUGGCACGAUGGACUUUAUCUUUGGAUAUGCCAUUGCAGUUUUUCAAAAUUGUAAACUAUUAGUCAAAAACGGAUUGCCGAAACAAAGCAAUACUAUCACCGCUCAGGGAGGAAAAGUCAAUGGAGACUUAACUGGUUUCUCAUUUCAGUUUUGCAACAUAUCUGCAGACUUUGACCUUUUACCUUUUGUUAAAUCAACCUCAACAUUCUUUGGAAGACCGUGGCAGUCAUAUUCUACAACGAUUUUUAUGCAGUCUUACCUAAGUGAUGUUUUGAGUCCAAAAGGAUGGUUAGGGUGGAACAAAUCCCAAUAUUUAGACACAUUGUAUUAUGCUGAGUAUAAGAAUUAUGGACCAGGAGCAAAGAUACAGGGCAGAGUUAAAUGGAAACAGUAUCAUAUUCUAAAUGAUUAUAGGCAGACAAAUAACUUCACAGCGGCCCACUUCAUUUUAGGGAACCUAUGGUUAUCUUCAACGGGUGUACCAUUCACUCUUGGAUUUGGGAGUCAUACUUGAAGUUAUUAUUAUUAUAAUAUAAUGUUAGAAGAGAUAAUUUGAUGUUAUUAUAAUUAAUCUCUUGCUUGAUAAUUUAAUAAUUACACAUUUGAUAAGAUAGCUAGUUGCAUUUCAUUUUGGACAAAACAAAUUGGUAA